Messenger RNA from Siniperca chuatsi (mandarin fish), 712 nucleotides. RefSeq names its product monocyte chemotactic protein 1B-like. NCBI's taxonomy places the organism in Eukaryota, Metazoa, Chordata, Actinopteri, Centrarchiformes, Sinipercidae. Gene Ontology annotation, cellular component: extracellular region. Gene Ontology annotation, molecular function: CCR chemokine receptor binding; chemokine activity. The record is from RefSeq and is a predicted model, not a curated record. The coding region runs from base 126 to 416 and encodes 96 amino acids. The transcript is spliced from 3 exons. Gene Ontology annotation, biological process: cellular response to tumor necrosis factor; cellular response to type II interferon; G protein-coupled receptor signaling pathway.
GAGCGUGUCUGUAGGUGUACAUGCUCAACUUGCAAGUAGCAACUGAAUGUACUGUCUGUUGGUGAACUUAAAAAGGGCUUGAAGUGCAGAUUACACAUCAUAUCUGUUUUAGCUACAGACACGCCAUGACAAGUCUCAUCUUUGUCUCGCUCCUUUUAACUAUCAUGGUGUCCACAGCCUCAGCUCAAGGUGGGAUAGGCAGUUGUUGUCGAAUACUUUCAACCACUCAAAUCCACCGAGACCGGCUGAAGAGUUACUACAAACAACAUAAACCGUCAUGCCCUAUUGACGCUGUGGUAUUUACCACGCUACACAACAAGAGAAUCUGUUCUGACCCCUACAAACUGUGGUCACAGACCAGCAUGGCCUACCUAGAUGGAAAGAACUGGCAACUCCAACGUAUAACGCAAAAGUGACACAAUAUUCACCUUCGCACAAAAAGACAGCACUAUUGAAAAUAAAAUUAAAAGCUCUUAAUUUCUCUUCUUCUAUUUGAGUUCCACAGACUUUGAAUGUUUUCAUAUGUUCUGCAUAUUCCUCACCUACUUCUAGUGAAGUUAAACGAUAUCUAUUACAUUUGCCUCUUUUAUGUAUAAUUUUCAUUUAUAUGAUGUGUAUUUGAUAUUCUGCAUGAAUGUAAAUAUAUAAAUAACGUGUUGCUUUCAUUGUACAAUUAUACUGACAUUAGCUAAUAAAAAUGGUCACAAUGUAA